AUGCUUCAGUUGAGUUCGAGUGAUUACGGCUUGAAGAUGUUAUUCCCGGUGCUUGGUGUGUUCCUGAUCGUUGGAGGUGGCAGUUUGGCUAGCAGUGUUAUACCAAAUAAUUACAAUGUUCAAUUCAGCACUGACAUCCAUAGCGGUAGCGAAUCGUACGAUGGAACCGUUGAAAUAUGUUUCAACGUAACGGAAGAAGUUGAUCAGCUUGAACUCCAUGCAAGGAAUCUAACGAUCAGGGUUGUCGCUCUGAACAAUAAGGACGAAGUUUAUGAGACGCAACCAAGUGAAUUGCCAAACGGAAAUCUACUAUUGAAAUUAGAAAAUUCGCUUCCAUCGGGGAACUACCAUCUGAAGGUCACUUUUAGUGGUACCGCGUCCGAUAGCGAUGCCAUGUUCAAAGGAUCGUACCAGAAAGGUGACGAUGAAUCUGUCGGGCACUAUUUGAUGAGCAAACCGAAGAAGUGUGGCUUUCUCGAGAGCCCAAGUGCAUUCCCUCAUUUCGGCGAGGAACACAAAGCAACUUUCAAAUUGUCGGUUGCUCACCACGAGAGUUUCCGAGCGUGGUCCAAUAUGCCUUUGGAAGAUCCUCCCUCGCGACACGAUCGAGAAGAAUAUGUUGUUUCCAGUUUUGGAGAAACUCCCGAGAUGCAUGUUUUCGAUGUGGGAUUUUUUGUGGCUGACUUUGGUUCAAAGCAUGUCGGUAAGGUGACUGUAGUUGCCCGUGAAGACAUACUGGAAUCCUUGGAGUAUGUUACAUCCGUGUGUCGCGAUCUGGUGAAGAUCAUGGAUAAUCAUACUGCUGUUGAUUACAACGUGCCUGAUUACGCAUUGAUCGUCGUUCCACGCAAGUUCUCUCAUUCCAAUUUGACGGAGUUUGAGAGGAAAUUUGUAAAUGAAAAAUUCAUGAUGUACAAUCCGGAAGAGGACGACUUCAACAAAUUAUCUGCAUUUUUGAGAUCAGCCGGUAACAAUCUGAUGCUUCAGUGGUUCGGUGACAUGAUCGCGCCAGAAGAAGAAAGACUUCUCCAGGCGUUCGCGAACGUUUACACUUACUACAAUGCGGAGAAGAUUUAUCCUCACGAGUUCAUGAUGAUGCACUACCAAGUUGAUGUCGUACAAAGAUCUCUGUUACGAGACUACGAGAGACCCAGCAGUGUGCUGAACAUGUUUUGGCUGAUGGUGUUGGACAGCAAGUGGGCGACGGUGAUGGAGAAUUUGUCGAAGAACAGGCAACCACGGACAUUGACAACUGCACAAUUAUGUUCCGAGGCCCAAACUUUGUGGAAAGAUGACUACAAUCUUCCGGAAGGUACAACACUCGAAUCGAUCUUCAACCAAUGGAUGUAUAGCGACGAGGAGCCACCUGUUCUGAAUGUGCAACGCGUUUACUCGGAAGGUAAAGUGAUCCUUUCGCAAAACGGAUCAGAGAAGGUUCUUCCGUACAAUUUCGCGACAAAAUCAUCGCACUUUGAUCAGCUGGGACCAUUCCAGUGGCUCACUACCAGCAAUGAAACUUUGAAGUUUGACGUUCCUGAAGAUCAUUGGAUUUUGUUCAACAAGGAACAAUUUGGAUUCUAUCGCGUUAAUUACGAUCAACGAAACUGGGAACUGAUCAUUCAAGCUCUUCAGACGAACGCUUCCAGUAUUCAUCGAGUGAGUCGGAUGCAAUUGUUGGAUGAUGCUUUGCAUUUUGUGAAGAAUGAUCAGCUUGAUGUUUCAAUACUGUUGAACCUACUGACGUAUUUAAGGAACGAAACGUGCUAUGAUGUAUGGUAUGAUGCGUAUAUUGUGUUGAAAACGUGGUAUUAUCGUGAAAUGGAUCCGCCGCAGGUUGUUAAGGAUUUUUUCGUACACAUCAUUGAGCCAUAUUAUCAGAGUUUUGCGUCGCAGGAUAUUAACCAAUCGAAUCCGCAAAUGGAACUUCACAUUCAAUCUAAAAUAGCUGAUCUUGCCUGUUGGUUUGGUAAGAAGGAUUGCUUACAGCAAGCUCGAUCUCGUUUCCAACAAGCCGUUUCGAAGAACAUACCUGUUGAGCCUAACUGGGCUCGGAUGACUUACUGUUACGGUCUUCACAAUGCUAGUGAUGAUGAGUUAGAAUGGCUAUUAACCAAGAAUAAGAAGCAACAUUCUUGUCCUAUUGCUUACUUGAGGUGCGUUGAUAACGAGAAGCAUCUACGACGAGCACUGACUGAGUUGAAGAAAAUGUCGAACCCCGAAAAAAUAGCCGCUUUCGUAUCGGCACUAGACGAGAAUGGAUUUAAACUGUUUCACUCCCUACUGAAAAAUGAACCGGAUCUGGUGCAAGUUUUGGGAUCUUCAACGAUCGAGCUUGCUCUGGAGCGCGUCUCAAAGAGCACAAAGAGUUCAAAAACAUUGAAGUUGAUCGAGGAUUUGGAGGACUCUUUGGAUCUCCCAGUCACUGGUAAAGGUUCCGGAUCACCCGAAACAAAUAUCUGGGCCAAGCCGGAAGCUGUCGAGUUUAUUGAACGUUAUAUGGCACAGCAGGAAAGUCGCUAGGUUUAGGUGUGGAAGCAUUUGACAUACUUUGUGGAGAAAAUAAAUUAUAUUCUUUAUUAUCACA
This is a messenger RNA of Aedes aegypti (yellow fever mosquito), 2584 nucleotides long. RefSeq names its product glutamyl aminopeptidase. Gene Ontology annotation, biological process: peptide catabolic process; proteolysis. Gene Ontology annotation, cellular component: cytoplasm. The transcript is spliced from 2 exons. The coding region runs from base 1 to 2520 and encodes 839 amino acids. Gene Ontology annotation, molecular function: metalloaminopeptidase activity; zinc ion binding; peptide binding. Lineage: Eukaryota; Metazoa; Arthropoda; Insecta; Diptera; Culicidae. The record is from RefSeq and is a predicted model, not a curated record.